AUUAUGAUUUCAGCCAAUCAGCUGUGGCGAACUAUCUCCUUGAACUUGUUCCUUUUCGUUAUCGGUGGAGGAGCAGGAUAUCCCUCGGGAAUAGAAUUUAAAAAUGCGUCGAUCUGUGAUGGCUUUCAUGACCAUACAGCAAAAAUCAAAAUAUCUCCAUGGCCUUUUAUAGCGACUGGAACUUUCGCCACGAUAAGUGUAACACUAACCCCCGCUGUUGAUGUCCUUGACGCGUACACGAAAUACAUAAUAAAGUCAGAAUCGGACGGAAAGGUUAUCUUCAAGGGGAGGGAAAAUUUUUGCAAAAAUGCAGAUUUCCAAGAAUUAUGCAGCUUACCUGCAGACGAGACUCACGUGUUCACUCACUCAGGUAAAUUGGCAGCAAUUCCAUCAUUUUUCAAGAUGCUGACCGUUAAUGGAAGACUGCAACUUUUUAACCAGGAUGAUGUCAUGUUUCUUUGUCUCGAUGCCGUGGCUAAGGGACACUAGACUAAGUCGAAAAAGGGAUAACGACCAAGUCAAAGAUGAGGAGAAACGCGAAGGCAUAGUGGA
Pocillopora verrucosa is the source of this 552-nucleotide messenger RNA. NCBI's taxonomy places the organism in Eukaryota, Metazoa, Cnidaria, Anthozoa, Scleractinia, Pocilloporidae. The record is from RefSeq and is a predicted model, not a curated record.